Messenger RNA from Zootoca vivipara (common lizard), 3203 nucleotides. NCBI's taxonomy places the organism in Eukaryota, Metazoa, Chordata, Lepidosauria, Squamata, Lacertidae. The record is from RefSeq and is a predicted model, not a curated record.
AUGGGAAUAACGAAGAAAGCAUUUAAAUACAUGGAGUGUGAAAAGAGAGAGGAGAAGCAGUUUGAAAGAAUGGAGUGUGAGAAGAUCUUCAGUGACAGUGGAACACUAAGAAAACAUCAAUGGAUUCACAUGGGGGAGAAACCAUUUAAAUGCAUGGAGUGUGGAAAGAGCUUCAGUCAGAGUGGACACCUUAGAGUUCAUCAACGGACUCACACGGGGGAGAAACCAUUUAAAUGCAUGGAGUGUGGAAAGAGCUUCAGUCAGAGUGGACACCUUAGAAUUCAUCAACGGAGUCACACUGGUGAGAAACCCUUUAAAUGCAUGGAGUGUGGAAAGAGCUUCAGUAGAAGUCACAGCCUUAAUUUACAUAAUCAAACUCACACAGGGGGAAAACCAUUUAAAUGCAUGGAUUGUGGAAAGAGCUUCACUGAUAGUGGAACACAUAGAAAACAACAGAUUCACACUGGGGGGAAACCAUUUAAAUGCAUGGAGUGUGGAAAGAGCUUCAGUCAGAGUGGACACCUUAGAGUUCAUCAAAGGACUCACACGGGGGAGAAACCAUUUAAAUGUAUGGAGUGUGGAAAGAGCUUCAAUGACAGUGGAAACAUUAGAAAACAUCAACGGACUCACACUGGGGAAAAACCCUUUAAAUGCAUGGAGUGUGGAAAGAGCUUCAGUAGAAGUGACAGCCUUAAUUUACAUAAUCAAACUCACACAGGGGAAAAACCAUUUAAAUGUAUGGAGUGUGGAAAGAGCUUCACUUCGAGGGCAAUACUUAGAAUUCAUCAACGGACUCACAAAGGGGAGAAACCAUUUAAAUGUAUGGAGUGUGGAAAGAGCUUCAGUCAGAGUGGAAACCUUAGAAUUCACCAAUGGACUCACAUGGGGGAGAAACCAUAUAAAUGCAUGGAGUGUGGAAAGAGCUUCACUUCAAAUGAAAAACUUAUAAUUCAUCAGCGGACUCACACAGGGGAGAAACCAUUUAAAUGUAUGGAGUGUGGAAAGAGGUUCAGUCAGAGUGGGAACCUUAAUUUACAUAAUCAAACUCACACAGGGGAAAAACCAUUUGAAUGUAUGGAGUGUGGAAAGAGCUUCACUAAGAGUGAAAACCUUAGAAUUCAUCAACGGACUCACACAGGGGAGAAACCAUUUAAAUGUAUGGAGUGUGGAAAGAGCUUCAGUCAGAGAGGACACCUUAGAAUUCAUCAACAGACUCACAUGGGGGGAAAACCAUUUAAAUGUAUGGAGUGUGGAAAGAGUUUCACUAAGAGUGGAAACCUUAGAAUUCAUCAACGGACUCACACUGGGGAGAAACCAUUUAAAUGCAUGGAGUGUGGAAAGAGCUUCAGUCAGAGUGGAGACCUUAGAAGUCAUCAACGGACGCACACUGGGGAAAAACCAUUUAAAUGCAUGGAGUGUGGAAAGAGCUUCAGUGAGAGUGGCAGCCUUAAUUUACAUAAUCAAACUCACACAGGGGAAAAACCAUUUAAAUGCAUGGAGUGUGGAAAGAGCUUCCCUUCGAAUGGAACACUUAGAAUUCAUCAACGGACUCACACAGGGGAGAAACCAUUUAAAUGUAUGGAGUGUGGAAAGAGCUUCAGUCAGAGUGGACACCUUAGAAUUCAUCAACGGACUCACACAGGAGAGAAACCAUUUGAAUGCAUGGAGUGUGGAAAGAGCUUCAGUAGAAGUGACAGCCUUAAUUUACAUAAUCAAACUCACACAGGGGAAAAACCAUUUGAAUGCAUGGAGUGUGGAAAGAGCUUCAGUCAGAGGGGAAAUCUUAGAAUUCAUCAACAGACUCACAUGGGGGAAAAACCAUUUAAAUGUAUGGAGUGUGGAAAGAGCUUCACUGAGAGUGGAACACUUAGAAAACAUCAACAAACUCAUACAGAGGAGAAACCAUAUGAUAGAGAAUAGGAAGGGGGGCACCUAAACAAGUUCCCAGUUCAUUACCAAGAAUGAUCCAGAUGCCCUCAUGGGAGCCCCGUCCCACUCAACAACCCCACUUUGGAGUUACACCAACACCAGCACCCUGGAACCCUGCACGAGUACAAGCCCUGUAUAAUAAAGGCUGCCUUUCUUUCCAUUCCCCACUGUCUUUGACACUACGUUGCCAUAUUUCUGAAUGAACGAUACUGUGUACUUGUGUCUCUGAAUGAAGUCUUUAUUUGAAUAGAGAAACGCCUUAACCAAUCAGGUCAAUGCAAUGGCUCUGCAGAGCCCAGCUCAGUUCAGCUCUGCAUGCUUGAGUGAGCGCUGAGAGGUGUUGACAGAAGGACAAUCGUUGACAGCGCAUUGAAACCUUGAUCCAAUUAGAACUCGCCACAAUGUUUCUAGCCCUCCCAGGCUGCGUUAAACUCCAGCGGUUUGUAUUAGGAAAACGGGAGCUGCUUAAUAAAUCAUAUAAAAUCAGUUCCUUGAUGGAUCUUCACCGUUCCACCACCAUUUUGUAGCUCAGGCCUGGAUCUUCUAAGGAUGCUGGGAACAGCCAUAAUCCUUCAAGCGGGAGCCCACGUAACCUGGGUGAUGUCCUUCUGAGUAAUCCAUGGUCCAUCUGACAGGAAUCUCCUGUCGUUCACUUUCCUGUCGUCUCACCCAUGCCAGGGGCUACCUGGACCUCAUUGUUCUCUCCUGUCAGGUGCUCAAGGAUCCACACCCAGUACUUGACCGUACUUGCUUAUCAAUACUUGGUCCAUUAUGUGUCGUUACCUGUCAUUGCCUUAUGCUAAUCAGGUUUACCUGUACAGUGGUGCCUCGCUAGACGAAUUUAAUUAGUUCCACGGGUCUUUUCUUGUAACGAAAAAUUCGUCUAGCGAAGCCCAUAGGAAUGCAUUGAAUUUUUUUUUGACUUUUUUUGCCCAUAGGAACGCAUUAAUUGAAUUUCAAUGCAUUCCUAUGGGAAACCGCGAUUCGCUAGACGAAUUUUUCAUAAAACGAAUUCGUCUAGCAAGGCAACCUCUGCUCGAAAAAUCCUUUCGUUAAGCGAAAAUUUCGUUAAGCAGGGCAUUCGUUAAGCGAGGCACCACUGUAUGUAAAUGUCCCACGUACCUUCCCCUUUCCCUGAUGUUUUGAUGAUGUAUGUAUGACACUUUUGCAAUGCUUUAUAGGAUGUUGGUGGGAAUCUUUAAAAGUCCUUGCAACCCUGUGCUCGGGGGCAUUGAACCUGCUGCGCAGUAAUAAACCUUGCUGUUUGCUCCGGA